AUGAUUUGUGCACAACUGGCGGGCUUGAGUGGCAUAGUUCUAGAUAGCUUUUGCCAGGAGUUGGUUUUGGCAAUUUUGCCGGAAUUACCAAGCCUGGCAUGUGACCCGCACGGUAUCCAAGUCCUCAAACAACUUCUUGCAUUGACCUCCCUGAACGUCGAGCUCCGUAUGAAGCUGAUCCAUCGCUUGCAAGGAUCUCUGUUCAAGCUGACCAAGGACAAACAUGGAUGUUGGCUUGUGCAACAAGCACUGCAGAGUGCACCUUCAGAGCUUCAGUCGGCCUUUGCGCUGGAGCUGAAGGGCAAGGUUUUGCAAUGCAGCCAGCACUUGCAUGGCAACUUUGUCCUGCAGAAAUGCGUAGAGCUUCUUCCAACUGAUGCUGUGUCCUUUAUCAUCAUGGAAUUGCAGGACCACGUAGUGGAGGCAGCGCUGCAUGUGUACUCUUGCCGUGUCCUACAGAGACUCAUUGAACACUGUCAACACUGGCGACUUGAGAUGAGCAACCUUUUGAAUUCACUCUUGCAAGAGGACUCUCUGAAAAGGCUGAUCAUUGAUCCGUAUGGCAACAACGUCGUACGUGCAAUUUUGUCGUGUGGAAGUGCUGUGCAUGUGCAACAGAUUGUGGAAGCAUUGGCCAGCGAGGAUACUGACUUGCUGGCUUAUGCUCGGAAUCGGCAUGCAAGCCUUGUACUAGAGAAAUGCCUAGAAGCAAUGAACGAGCACUGCGACGAUGCUGAAGUACUACAAUCAGCUAGAGCCAAGCUGAUGGGAGCACUUCUAGGCGAUGGUGAUGAGACUGUGACUCCACCGUUUGCGCAAAUUGCGUUAGACCGGUUCGGGAACUACAUUGCCCAGAGAGUGAUCGAUAUUUGUCAGGCUGAUGAGCAACAGCGAGUCUUGAGGCUUUUGGGCAGUCUGGGUCCAAAGUUGCGGCGGGCGGCGAAUGGCAGGCAUAUUUUGCAAGCUGCUCGGAAGAAGUUUGGCUCAACACUUAGUGUUACUGGAGCUGCGUCGGAGUGA
Messenger RNA from Effrenium voratum, 1020 nucleotides. Lineage: Eukaryota; Dinophyceae; Suessiales; Symbiodiniaceae. The record is from the annotation of a GenBank genome assembly.